Amphiprion ocellaris (clown anemonefish) is the source of this 843-nucleotide messenger RNA. RefSeq names its product complement C3 alpha chain-like. The coding region runs from base 11 to 265 and encodes 84 amino acids. Lineage: Eukaryota; Metazoa; Chordata; Actinopteri; Pomacentridae. The record is from RefSeq and is a predicted model, not a curated record. Gene Ontology annotation, cellular component: extracellular region. The transcript is spliced from 3 exons.
CACUGUGCAAAUGAGCAUGCAACAGACAUCCCAAAUCUGCCUAAAAUGCUGGUAUUUACAGAGCAGGGCUCUAGGACCCGGAGACGUCAGGAUGGUGGUUCUUGAUAUCAGUCUACCAACUGGAUUCACCCCAGAAAACUCUGACCUGGAGAUGCUGUCCAAUUCAGUGCAUCGUUACAUCAGUAACUUCCAGAUUGUAGACAACCUGAGUGACAGAGGCUCCCUGAUCAUUCACCUGUUCAAAGUAACAUCACUGUAUUUAUAAUUAUUAUUCUAUAUCAUAUCAUUUUAUGUUAUUCAUAUGCUUUUCUUUUUUUUCCAAGAAGCAGGUUUCUCAAUGCUCAGUAAAUAAGUCUUUAUGACGACAGUCAACAAUCUGAGGCAGUUUUAGGCUAUUACACAAAACCAGCUUAUUGGUACCAAAGCCACGGUUCAGAACUCAGACUUGCUAAAUCAGUGUUAGUGUAGUGCAGUGUAGGGCUGCAGCCAGAGUACUGACGAUAGUUAGCAAGAGAGAUCAUAUUUCUCCUAUGCUGGUUUCUCUUCAUUGGCUUCCUGUGAAAUGUAGAAUAGAAUUCAAAAUCCUUCUUCUGACAUAUAAAGCUCUUAACAACCAAUCUCCAUCAUAUCUUAAAGACCUACCUGAUAAUGGUACUAUCAUGUCUUUAUCCUAGCAGAACUCUUCGCUCUCAGACUGCAGGCUUACUUGGAGAAGUGACCUGUAACUUCUCUCUAAAAGUAGAAUGGGAGGCAGAGCCUUCAGUUAUCAGCUCCUCUCCUGUGGAACCAGCUCCCAGUUUGGGUUCUGGAGGCGGACACCCUCUCUAUUUUUAAGACCAGGCU